UCCAUCUUGAACCUGAACUUGUCAGCCAGGUGCCAAUACUGCCAAUUUUUAGAAUGGAGUAACGGCAAACACGGCAGCGCGAGCACGAGUGCGGAGCGCGCGGUCUAUGUCUAUCAAGGUGGAUGACGAUGGAUUUAGUUGGUUAAUUAAAAAUAUAAUUUUCCAAGAGCUUAAAAUCCGUAAUAUGUCGAAUGAAUUCGUGCAUUCCAUUACGGUCCCACGUAUUUACAAAUUCACGGCCGACAUCGUGCGCCGCGUGCGAGAGAAUGGUGCCAGCCUGAAAACUUUGAUUUACGAGAAGAAGCACCCCAAUGUGGCCGGCAUAUACGGCCUCGCGGUGAAUACCUUACAAGCGCUAUCUCAGUUAGAUCAGCUACUCGACAAGACCCAAAUUCUAACGGAACAACCGCGUUUGAAUCCCUGGCUAGCCAGAGUUCUCAUAACGGAGCUUUUAUGGCGCAAGGGAUGUCUCAAGAGCCACUCCAAGCCAGUCCUUACCAUCCUAACUUACGAGAACAAAUUACGGGAAGAGUCACAAAGUCUCGGCUGUAUAGAAACUCUCGUCGCUCAUAGAGGAAAAGUGCAAAGGCCUAGAUAUGUCCGUGUCAAUACUCUUCUGUUAUCAGUGGAAAAAGCUAUUUUUUUCCUUCAAAAGGAUGGAUGGCAAUUAUUACCUAAAAGUACAACAUAUCCUUCUUAUCUACAAUCCUUAUCACAGUUAGCAAAGCCGUAUUUUAUACAAGAUCUGCAUGUACCAGAAUUGUUGGCUUUUCCACCCUCGACAGUCUUUCAUGAACACAGUGGCUAUCAAAAUGGCGAGCUUAUUCUUCAAGAUAAGGCUAGUAGUUUGCCAGUGCACUUAUUGGAUCCUAUUAAUGGUUCUGUAGUGCUGGAUAUGUGUGCUGCGCCCGGCAUGAAAACUACUCAAGUAGCAGCAAAACUGCAAAAUUACGGGAAAGUUUAUGCUGUGGAGGUUAAUGCUAAAAGAUUUGAAAUCUUACUCAAUCAGAUAAAAAAGACUCGUUCAUUUUGCGUGGAACCUCUUAAUCAAGAUGUCUUAACUCUUGAUCCAAAACUAUAUUCACAUGUGGAAUACAUUCUAGUCGAUCCAUCUUGUUCUGGUUCAGGCAUAGUUGACAGACCGAAACAGAACAAUAUGGAUGGUAAGCCCGAAUCAAAGCGCUUACAAAAUUUACAAGCGUUCCAAGUUUAUCUUCUUAGAUACGCGCUGUUCAACUUUCCAAAUGUAAAGAGAAUAAUCUACAGCACAUGUUCUCUACAUCCCGAGGAGAAUGAGCAAGUAGUAGACCAAGUUUUGGCCAAUAUUGGUAACGCUUAUCAUCUGUUACCAGUUAGACAAUUGCUCAAAAAUAAUUGGACAAACUUUAGCUCGAAAAAAUACAACUGCGGAGAUAGAUGUUUGUAUUCGAAGCCAGAUGAAGAUUUUUGUAAUGGUUUUUUUGUGGCGAUAUUUGAGAGGAACUUUGACGUGACUCUACCUAAGUGCAAACUCAAAGGAGGUAACGAAUAUAGAAAUCUCGUUGAGGCUAACUUGGAUGUCAUGGCGAAAACAACCGUGGAUAAACGAGAGAAAGACGAAAAGGAAAAAAAGAAGGAGAAGAGAGAUAAGAAAAAGAAGGACGAGAAAGAGAAAGAAGAAAUUUCAACAAGUGAUGAACAAAUAAAGACAUCCAAAAUAGAUAAUAAAGUAAAGACAAAAAGAAGUAAAAAAGAAGUAGAAAAAAUGAAUAUUUACAGCAAUUUAUCCAAUUUUAAUAACAAAUCAGCAAUGAAUAAAUCAAAAGAUAUUCAAAAGGAGACACUAGAAAACAUGGGAUUGAAAACAUCAAGGAAGAAGAGAAAAUCAAUGCAUGAAAAUGCAUUUCAGCUGGAAAUUGAUUAUGAUAGUCAAGAGCAAAAUAAGGAAACUGAAACUAAACUGUCAAAGAUAAAAAAGAAAAAGAAAAAAGAAAAUAAAUCGAUCAUUAAGAUUGAUAAAAUUUAUUUUCAAAAACAGGAGCCGGAUGAAGAAUCUGUAAUUGGACUAUCAAAGAAGAGAAAAAGAAAUAAAUAGAAUUGGUAAAUGAGAAAAAAAUAUAUUUUUUGUGUCAUUGAUGUUCUUCUUUAUCUCAUAUUUAAAAACGUACGUAUAAGGUAUAUCUAUAUAUAUGACAUUUAAAAAGUUGCUAAUAAUAAUAUAUAUAUAAGAAUAUUACAUGUUGAUUAUAGAUGACUUAUUUUGUUAGAAGAUAAAAGUUUUCUAUGUAGAAAUCUACUUUUUCAUUUACAUUAGACUUGUUGGCUGUUUUCUAUUCCUGGAUUGGAACUUUCUUGCUUUUGCCAAAUACUAAAUAUAUAUCUAUUUCACUUUAAGUGCAAAAAGUGUAUGUACACUAUUUCGAUAUAGAAAACAGACUCAUCUUCAGUAUCAUUAAUUUUUCUUUUUUCUUCCUCCAUCUUUCGAUCAACAAUAACUAAUUUAUUAUUAAUUAUAUAGAUUGUUACAAAAGGUAGAAAAGAGAACCAUUAUUUGUUCGCUCACACUAUUGCCGACGAUCAAUAACUGUUCUUAAUUGAUAACUGAGAAGGAUGCAAAUUGCUUUUUUACCUAUUGUUAAUACAUGCUCGUUGAUAAAAUGAAA
Molecule: messenger RNA, 2642 nt
Organism: Wasmannia auropunctata (little fire ant)
Lineage: Eukaryota; Metazoa; Arthropoda; Insecta; Hymenoptera; Formicidae
Gene: Nsun5
Product: probable 28S rRNA (cytosine-C(5))-methyltransferase
Exons: 6
Coding region: 107-2074 (655 amino acids)
Biological process (GO): rRNA base methylation
Cellular component (GO): nucleolus
Molecular function (GO): methyltransferase activity
Source: RefSeq, a predicted model, not a curated record